Messenger RNA from Anopheles maculipalpis, 609 nucleotides. Its product is annotated as c-Myc-binding protein homolog. The transcript has 2 exons. Gene Ontology annotation, biological process: regulation of DNA-templated transcription. Gene Ontology annotation, molecular function: transcription coactivator activity. Gene Ontology annotation, cellular component: nucleus. The coding region runs from base 1 to 609 and encodes 202 amino acids. NCBI's taxonomy places the organism in Eukaryota, Metazoa, Arthropoda, Insecta, Diptera, Culicidae. The record is from RefSeq and is a predicted model, not a curated record.
AUGGCCAACUACAAGCCGAUUGAUUUAUCGAAGGAAGAUUUUCGCAAGUAUCUCGACCGGCAGGGCGUGCUCGAUGCAAUAACGAAGGUGCUGGUAAAAUGCAACACCGAUCGGCCGGAAAAUGCGCUUAGCUAUUUGUUGGAAAAUAUGAACGAAGCACACGGCAACCUGAAGACGCAACUAUUCGAAGCACAUCAGGAAAUCGAACGGCUGAAGAUGGAGCUAAGUGCGCUUAAGGUGGUGAGUGGUGAAAAUGGAACGGCACCUUCGACAUCUACGACUUCCGGUGUGAAAGAAGAACCGAAAGAAAUCGAUAAUGCGCCACUAAGCAACGGUACGGUGGAGGUGGUAAAGAAGAGCGAUGACGUGAAGGGUGGGGAGGUGGUAUGUGCAAGCAGUGUGAAGCAGGAGAAAGAUGCGGUCACAACAGCGCCAUCCACUUCCGGUGUGCUUACUACGGAUGAUGGAAAAGCAAAAGAGGUUGAGGCUGGAACAACAGCGGUAGCCGGUAAGGACGAAGCACAGGAACCGGUGGCAACUGUUUCGGCAUCGCCAGCGAACGAAGCACCGGAAGCAAAGGAACCAAACACUGGUGGCGAAAGUAAGUAA